AUGAGCUUCGAGUCUACGACAUCACCCCUCAAGAGCGUGCAAGCAUGUUGGGCACGCAUCUCCCAGAACUCCCCCAUCUACAACUUCCUGUUCUCAGACAUUGUCCUUAGCAGUGCUACCCACGGCUCCAUGACAGCUUCUCUGCCCGUCACGUCGCAUCACUUGAACUCCAAGGGCGGCCUUCAUGGCUCUGUAUCCGCGACGAUUGUCGACUGGGCGGGCGGAAUGGCCAUCGCCAGUACCGGUCUGGAGAAGACGGGAGUCAGCACGGACAUCCAUGUCUCGUACGUCUCGUCUGCAAGACUCGGCGAUGUAUUGACCAUCGAGGGCAAUGUGAACAAGGUGGGCAGAAACUUGGCCUUUACUACCGUCACCAUCUACAAGGGCGAAGGAGAGGGCAAGACCGUGGUUGCACACGGCACUCAUACCAAGUAUGUUCUGCGAGACCAUCCGGACAACAAAAGGUCAUGA
Capronia coronata CBS 617.96 is the source of this 471-nucleotide messenger RNA. RefSeq lists its product as uncharacterized. The transcript has a single exon. The record is from RefSeq and is a predicted model, not a curated record. NCBI's taxonomy places the organism in Eukaryota, Fungi, Ascomycota, Eurotiomycetes, Chaetothyriales, Herpotrichiellaceae. Bases 1 to 471 code for a protein of 156 amino acids. Gene Ontology annotation, molecular function: fatty acyl-CoA hydrolase activity.